Messenger RNA from Seminavis robusta, 1522 nucleotides. Lineage: Eukaryota; Bacillariophyta; Bacillariophyceae; Naviculales; Naviculaceae. The record is from the annotation of a GenBank genome assembly.
CCGAGUCCUUCCUCACAUUUUCAAGUCAGAAAAUUAAAUUCAACCAUCACCAUGAUGAUGGCCAGUACUCCGCCGCCUGAACGAAGAGUGACAGUCAGACAUUCCCCAGAAGAUGAGAAAACUACUACUGGUAGCCAAGAUGAACAGGAAGAGGCGGCUUGGAUGAGUGUCUGGAAGUCGCCAUGGUGGAGGCUGGGAGCGUUGGUGCUGCUGUUCUUCUUGGGUUUGAUCAUUGUUGCGAGUAUCAAGCCCUUUGAUCGGCUCGUGACCUUUUUGCUUCCAGUGGAAACCACUGGUCUACACGACAAUAAUCAACAGUCUGUGAAUCACAAUUCCACUGUGAACUCGAGUUAUUCGAAGCAUUACUCCCAGCUAGCGCCGCCAGCUCCAUUCACCUUUCGACAGUGCUCGGACAAUGCGACACUCUGCUGUAAUGGACUAGAGAAUGCCUGUGAUUUGCGAAUCAACGAGGUCAUGUUAGCCACUGUACACAACGCCAUGGCAACAAAGGAAGACGGAUCCCUACUUGAACCCAACCAUUUUCUGUCCCUUGAGCGUGCAUUGGAAGCAGGCUAUCGAGGGCUUCACUUGGAGGUUUGCAAGUGCAAUGGCGUCUACGAGUUCUGCAAUGGCGUUUGCCAGCUGGGAUCACGAAAUCCCAUCGAAGUGUUCUUGAAUAUCGACCGAUUUCUCCGUGAUCAUCGUGAAGAAGUCAUUGUGCUACAUCUUCAAAUCAACAGCCAUGUGCAUCAAGAGGUCUCUCUCCAAGAGCUCUAUCAAGUUAUGCAGAAUGCCACACAGUUCAACCGCAACUUGUACAUUCAAAAGAGUAAUCGAGCUCGCUGGCCUACAUUACGGAAAAUGAUCGAGAUGGACAAGAGAGUACUUCUAUUCCAUUCAAACGGUCCAUCUUGUGAAGACGAAGAAUGCCCUUCCGGCAUGCACAACUGGAACGACCACGUUCUGGAAACUGAAAUGAUACGGGUGCGGAAGGGCGGGCUGGGUGAUCUGGGGACCACAUGCAACCUUGAGAUCCCAAGUCAAAAUGCAAAGGCUGGAAAGCGCAAGUUUCUCGAGCUGAGACACUACCUAUCCACACCUGACUACCAGGUUGCGGAAAGAAUGAACCAAUAUGCAUACAUCUCCCAGCGAGUUGAUUCAUGUUCGAUGGUCUCUAACAAAGACGUCAGCUUGUUGUCGGUGGACUACUGGAGCCUUGGCACCGAUGUCAUUGAGUUUGCAAUGAGACAAAACAAAGGAAGGGUUUCCAUUGCUCACUAGCUACUAGUAGCUUGUUUUCACGCACCGGUAGCACAGCAAACCAUCACUUAAUCUGACUGUAAAGGAAGGCACCCGGUUUGUAGCAGAGCACAAACUGCUGUUACGAUGUACUGUAGAACUAUAAUAGGCAAAGAGAGAUCACUACCAAUACCGGCCAGCUAGGAAGUCGUUUGUCUUCUCUAUAGUAUAGUACUAGUAAUGCUUAAUCUAGCAGCUCGCAAAUAAGGAGCGCAUCUGUUGU